Eucalyptus grandis is the source of this 789-nucleotide messenger RNA. RefSeq lists its product as uncharacterized. NCBI's taxonomy places the organism in Eukaryota, Viridiplantae, Streptophyta, Magnoliopsida, Myrtales, Myrtaceae. The coding region runs from base 1 to 789 and encodes 262 amino acids. Gene Ontology annotation, molecular function: nucleic acid binding; RNA-DNA hybrid ribonuclease activity. The record is from RefSeq and is a predicted model, not a curated record. The transcript is spliced from 2 exons.
AUGGCACUCAAAUUAAAGUUCGCGAGGAUCCCUGGUUACCUAGUGGUGUUAUUGGAGGUCCUGCUCCUAGGGAUGAACCUAAAAUCUGACUUACCGGAUUUGGCUAUGGUUGCGAACAUCCUCUGGUACAUCUGGAAAGCUCGAAAUAAUUUCCUCUUCCGUCAAACGCAGCUAGAUGUCGAACAAGUUGUGCAGCUAGCAAUUGCGGAGACCCAUUCCAGACGUAUUUUAGCUUCUGCCAAUUCGUGCCCUGUUUUAAACCAGCGUAUUCUCAACCACAGAUGGCGCCCACCAGAUCCUGGAGUCAUAAAAAUCAACAUUGAUGCAUCUUACCUUUCGCUGUCCGACCAAGCUUCAGUGGCUGGCGUGUGCAGGGACUCAACGGGCCAUUUAAUCGAUGGAUUCGCCUCCUCUGUUCAUGUUUCCUCUGCCCUACAAGCCGAGGCUAUUGCCUUCAAUUCCGCGCUCAAAUUUCUUCUCCAGCGGGGUCUCGAGAUGGAGCGGAUCAUUAUGGAAUCAGACAGUUUGGUAUGUGUGGAUGCGCUUUGUGAUCCUGAACGACGCCCGUGGGAGCUGCGACCUAUCCUCGACGAAACCCUAAGAUUGAAGCUUCGGUGCCCUAAUCUCCAUCUGCUCUACUGUCAUAGAGAAGCCAAUGCUUUAGCGGACUCUGUAGUAAAGGCCCAUCGGGCCUCCUUACUUCCUCCGAACUGGGUCUUUCGGAUACCAUCUUUCUUGCAAGAUAUUGUACUAUCCGAUCUUGCUGUAACCUCUGUGAUGCGUGAUUAA